CACACGUGCGGUUACUAGAAAACCUAGGUUAUAUUUUCCAUUGAAUCUGAAAACAACAUGGACGUUGUGAGUAAGGUGUUACAAAAUUCGGCCCUAGAGGCCCAAAAUUUCAAGCCGAUUACUGUGAAGAAACACUUAGAACUGGAAUUUGACUUAGGAACGCUAUUGGCCGUGGAUAAUAAUGAUUUCGACGCGAAAUUGUACAAAAGGAAACAAAACGAUUAUCUCUUAGACUUGGCCAGGGACAACACGCAACUUCUUCUUAAUCAGAUUUGGGAAUUACCGACGGAACGAGUGGAAGAAGCUAUAGUUGUAAAAUUACCUCCCCAAAAAACAAUUUUGCCCAGAUUUAAGCCUGUUCCUAAGCCCAAACCGCUGACUAAAUGGCAACAAUUUGCAAAGGAUAAAGGUAUACAGAAGAAAAAGAAGAGUAAACUAUCUUGGGAUGAACAGCUGCAAAAAUGGGUUCCGUUAUAUGGUUUCAAACGGGCACAAGCACAGAAAGAUAAAGAUUGGUUAAUAGAAGUGCCAGACAAUGCAGACCCUAUGGAAGACCAGUUUGCCAAAAAAAUAACGGCCAAAAGUGAAAAUGUUGCAAAGAAUGAAUUACAAAGAAUGAGGAACAUUGCCAAAGCAAAGAAUGUUAAAGUGCCCAGAUUUGGUUUAACAAAUUCAGAUGCCUCUUCAGCUAAAGAUUUGCAAACAGCAGUGACAGUGGCCAAAGCAUCCACAGCUAGUUUAGGUAAAUUCCAAAAUAAAUUGCCGAAAGAGAAGGAAGCCAGAGGAGUGGCUGAUAUAACACCAGGUCAAUCAAGAAAGCGAAAGUUGCCCCCAGUUUCAGGUUCACAUGAAAGAGUACACAAUUUGGAGAUUGUUGAAAAUGUUCUCAACAAAAGGCCAAAAGUGGACAUUGAAAAAGCUGUUUCCAUACAAAUGCAACAGAGGUCAGAAGAAAAAGAAGAGAAGCCACGCGCCAAUAAAAGUGGCAAGAAGCCAAAAUCCAAAAGUGGGAAGAAAGGCAAGAAAACACAUGGACGGAAACGUCGCUAGGAAUUAAUUAAUUAUUAGUUGUAGACUAUCCACCUUAUCCUUUACGGCCGCCUCUGUUUCUUCACCUUUAGGAACAUUAACCUUUUCUCUUUCGGCAUACAGUUUCAUCAUUUGGAGCAGAUACUGGAAGAAUUCGUUACGGUUCUUUUUUACUACGGGAUCGCUCGACUUCAUGCUACAAAGGCGUGCCAUCCAUUUUCUACAUAUACCCUUGUCUGGAAAAUGUGUACAUAUUUAGAUUUAAGUUUUAGGUAUAAAGUAUUUUGUAUCAUAUAGAGGUAACAGCAAAUGUGACAGGAUUGGGAUAAAAUAAUUUUAAUCAAAAAAUAGAGUAGAAUUGUUUUAAACCAAAAUCUGAUACUCAAAUAACUGUAAUAAAUGUUCUGUUUGAUAGACUAGAUUCUAUUUUUAUAGAGCAUAAAUGCAUUUCAUGUUUGUAUUGACAAUAUUUAUUAAACUAGUUUUAAUAAUAAUUUGUUGUAAUAAAAUACGUUAUACAAUUAAAUGUUAAGAUAAAA
Molecule: messenger RNA, 1568 nt
Organism: Aethina tumida (small hive beetle)
Lineage: Eukaryota; Metazoa; Arthropoda; Insecta; Coleoptera; Nitidulidae
Product: ribosome biogenesis regulatory protein homolog
Exons: 5
Coding region: 58-1050 (330 amino acids)
Biological process (GO): ribosomal large subunit export from nucleus; ribosome biogenesis; endonucleolytic cleavage in ITS1 to separate SSU-rRNA from 5.8S rRNA and LSU-rRNA from tricistronic rRNA transcript (SSU-rRNA, 5.8S rRNA, LSU-rRNA)
Cellular component (GO): nucleolus; preribosome, large subunit precursor; nucleus
Molecular function (GO): protein binding
Source: RefSeq, a predicted model, not a curated record